This is a messenger RNA of Hordeum vulgare subsp. vulgare (domesticated barley), 1395 nucleotides long. RefSeq names its product probable xyloglucan endotransglucosylase/hydrolase protein 28. The record is from RefSeq and is a predicted model, not a curated record. The transcript has 3 exons. Gene Ontology annotation, biological process: xyloglucan metabolic process; cell wall biogenesis. Gene Ontology annotation, cellular component: cell wall; apoplast. Lineage: Eukaryota; Viridiplantae; Streptophyta; Magnoliopsida; Poales; Poaceae. Gene Ontology annotation, molecular function: xyloglucan:xyloglucosyl transferase activity; hydrolase activity, hydrolyzing O-glycosyl compounds. Bases 137 to 1108 code for a protein of 323 amino acids.
AAGGAAACAUAAGAUGACAUGCAUAUAUAUUGGCGCGCGCAGCACACGGAGACAGAAAUACAUUCAUAACACACAUAGAGGAUAGAGCAGCGGCUGCCUCCCGCGAGCAGGAUCGAGCUCCGUCGAUCGAGCUGCCAUGGCAGCAGCCAGCGCUCUUCUCAUGGCUGCUCUCGCGGUCUUCGCCGCGGCCGCCGCCGCGGCGCUGGACACGUCGCCGGUGCCGUUCGACGCCGGGUACGCGCCUCUCUUCGGCGGCGACAACCUCGUCCGGUCGGCGGACGGCCGGAGCGUCACGCUCAAGCUGGACCGAUACACCGGGUCUGGGUUCGUGUCAAAGUCGGCCUACCGCCAUGGCUUCUUCGGCGCUUCCAUUAAGCUGCCCGGCGACUAUACCGCCGGCGUCGUCGUCGCUUUCUACCUAUCGAACUGGGACGAGUACCCCAAGAACCACGACGAGCUGGACUUCGAGCUGCUGGGCAACCGGCGCGGCCACGGCUGGCGUGUCCAGACCAACAUGUACGGCAACGGCAGCACCGCCCGCGGCCGAGAGGAGCGUUACCAUCUCCCCGUCGAACCUACCGUCACCGGCGUCCACCGCUAUGCCAUUGCCUGGACCCCCAACAACAUCGUCUUCUACCUCGACGGCGUUCCCAUCCGUGAGGUUGUCCGCGUUCCCUCCAUGGGCGGCGACUUCCCCUCCAAGCCCAUGUCCGUGUACGCCACCAUCUGGGACGGCUCCGCCUGGGCGACCGACGGCGGCAAGUACAAGGUCGACUACGCCUACGCGCCCUUCGCUGCCGAGUUUUCCGACCUCGUCCUGAGCGGCUGCGGCGCCGGCAACGUCGCCGACCCCGAGGGGUGCCAGGUCGACCUGCUCACGCACGACGUCGCAGUCAUGGCACCGGCCAAGCGCGCCGCCAUGAGAGGGUUCCGCGAGCAGCACCUAACCUACACGGCGUGCCGCGACAGGGUGCGAUACAAGACCACCGUCUUCCCCGAGUGUGACGACCUCGCCGACGGCGACUCCAGCUUCCACCUCUGGGGGGAGUCCAAGAAGAGGCGCCGCCGGUCGUCCUCGCCGCUGCAGUACUCUUCCAGCAUGCAGUAGGUUAUGGUUUCCGAUCGAAUGAGUCGAGUCGAUCGAUGCAUGGCAUGGUCAAGUAGUUUUGUCGACCGAGGUUCGUUCAUCUAUCGGAAAUGUACACAGUACAGUACACAGGAGGAUUAAGAUUUUUUUUGUUGGGGAAAUCUAGCUAGAAGCGCCGCUCAGCGGACUUUUCAUGCGGCGGGUGCAAUGGAUAGGCACCCGGUCUCGCGCCGCCUGUUAUACUUCUGUAUGUGUCGCUGUCGUGCUACAGUAUUUUUGUUAAUCACUACAAAAGUCAUGUAAGCAAA